CUUAACUGGGUUACCCGCGCUGGUACUAAAGCUGCGCAGAAAACCCCUGAAGAUGCUUCUCGGCAACUUCUGCAACUUUUCUUCCGCCUCGCACUCACCAUCCGCGACUACGACAUCCCCGAUGCCUCCCUCGUUGUCAAUUUCGAUCAAACUCAAGUCAUCGUAGCUCAUAAUGACAAUCGUACAUAUGACCAACGCGGCGCCAAGCAAGUCGCAAUCACAAAUAAGGAGGAAAAGCGAGCCUGGACUGCUGUUGUCGGUGUCUCGGCAAGUGGUGAAGUUCUUCCUCUUCAGGUAAUUAUGAAGGGAUCUACUAGCCGGUCGCUUCCUUCGGCGAAUGCACCACGGAUGGCAGAAGCCCGUUCCCGCGGCUUCAUCUUCAGCCUGAACCGGGACUCAUACUGGUCAUCUGUCGCGCUCUCGGAGGAGUAUUUUGAGCUAAUCCUUGUACCAUACUUCAUUCGGCACAAGGCACGGCUGCACCUUGACGACGACCAGGCAUGUAUUGUUCUGCUUGACUGCUGGUCGGUGCAUCGGAGUGCAGAACUCCGCAGCAUUAUCUCACGUCGCUGGCCCUGGAUCCGGCUCCGUUAUGUGCCUGGUGGAAUGACACCACUC
This is a messenger RNA of Coniophora puteana RWD-64-598 SS2, 618 nucleotides long. RefSeq lists its product as uncharacterized. The annotation marks the transcript as partial. The record is from RefSeq and is a predicted model, not a curated record. The transcript has a single exon. NCBI's taxonomy places the organism in Eukaryota, Fungi, Basidiomycota, Agaricomycetes, Boletales, Coniophoraceae.